AUGGAAAUGGCUAUCGAAGGUAGUCACGAAAUACCUUCCAGAACCGCCCCGGCAGCGGAUUCGACCAUUGCCCAUCAAGAUGAGCGUUCUGUAUCCAAAGGUCCCGAUAUCUGGGCAGAACAAGUCAAAAUGCGUAGCAGCGAAUGCUCAUCUCUGGUGGUGGUAGUUGGCGCGCAGUGGGGCGACGAAGGGAAGGGCAAGCUAGUUGACAUCCUUUCCGCCCGGGCUGACGUCUGUGCCCGAUUCAACGGUGGACACAACGCUGGUCAUACUCUGGAAGUUGACGGAGUCAGAUACGGCAUGCAUCUUCUUCCGUGUGGAAUUUUCCAUACGCGUACCGUCGGUGUUAUUGGAAAUGGAGUAGUGAUACAUUUGAAGUCUUUGAUUGCAGAACUGGAGCAGAUCCAGACGAUCCACCCUGAUGCACUUAAUCGCUUGCUGAUUUCAUCUCGUGCUCAUCUACUUUUCGACAUUCACCAGAAGAUCGAUGGCCUGCAGGAGGAAGCGAAGGCAAAGGUUGGCGAUGCGAUUGGCACUACACGCCGAGGAAUAGGUCCUUGCUAUGCAACGAAGGCAUUACGUACUGGUGUUCGGGUGGGUGACCUCCUGAAUUUCGAAGUUUUUGAGAUGAAGUACACUCGAUUGGUUCAAGAGCUGAAAGAACGGUACCGCCUUGACUUUGAUGAAAGGGAAGAGCUCGAACGACAUAGGCAUUACGCCAACAUUUUCGGUGAAAGAAUCACUGAUACCGUUUCGUUUAUGCGUAAAUGCGUAAGCGAGCGGAAGAGGGUUCUGGUUGAAGGCGCGAACGCGACACUGUUAGACUUGGAUUUCGGUACUUAUCCAUAUGUGACAUCGUCCAGCACAACUGUUGGUGGAGUGUGCACAGGACUUGGCGUCCCUCCUCGUUUCAUCGGCAUUUCUAUUGGAGUCGUGAAAGCUUAUACAACGCGUGUCGGAGAAGGGCCGUUCCCUACAGAGCUUACUGAUGCAACGGGUCUACAUUUACGUGAAAAAGGAGGCGAAUAUGGUACAACGACCGGGCGGCCCAGACGAUGUGGGUGGAUAGAUAUUCCUGCACUCGUGUAUACUGCCCAAAUCAAUUGCUUUGACUGCGUAAAUUUGACAAAGUUGGAUGUUCUGAGCGGGUUGAAAGAGCUCAAGAUUUGCAUCGCAUACAAGAACAAAGAGACAUCAACCAUCAUGCCCCCAGGCGAGUUCCCUUGCAGUGCCGAGGAGUUUAGCUUGGUGGAGCCUGUGUAUGAAUCGAUGUCCGGAUGGGACGGUAGUCUGGAACUGUGCAGGACAUCGGCGGAUCUGCCGGAGGCGGCCCAAGCAUACGUACGGAGGCUUGAGCAGCUUUUGUGUGUACAAUGUCGGUGGAUAGGCGUGGGCCCAGGUCGCGACGAUACCAUCGAGGUGCCCGUUGCGUGA
Molecule: messenger RNA, 1434 nt
Organism: Neospora caninum
Lineage: Eukaryota; Apicomplexa; Conoidasida; Eucoccidiorida; Sarcocystidae
Product: putative adenylosuccinate synthetase
Exons: 1
Coding region: 1-1434 (477 amino acids)
Biological process (GO): 'de novo' AMP biosynthetic process; IMP metabolic process
Cellular component (GO): cytoplasm
Molecular function (GO): GTP binding; adenylosuccinate synthase activity
Source: RefSeq, a predicted model, not a curated record